AAUUCUAAUUCUAAUUCUGGUCCGAAGUCGCGCUAGCUCUUCGCGCCAAAUUGUUGAUACCUCUGCUGUCGACGACAGACACAACCAGAGCGAGCACACGAGACGACACGAGGGCAGUCAUUUCUCUUCCAACAACUCCUUGGCCACUACCACUACCACUACCACUACCACUACCACUACCGAGACCUUGGGCGCUGAGUCGGCGACUAUUUGACCCGGAAUGGACGGUGGCCACUUUGUCUUCGAUCGAUAACGCCCAGCAUUCCAUGGAGGCUGUCGUUUUCGAGGACUCACCACUCGCCGGCUAUCUAGAAGGUGAGGGCGGCGAGGAAGCACAAGGCAUUCCAGGUCGUGAGCAAGAUGCAUCUUCAAGCUCGUCCAGUCCGACUUUCGCUCCCCGAGGCAGACCAACCGUUCGUGCUAGAUUUCGAAACAAACUUCCCCCGCCAUUGCGCCUAGCAAUACCAAGAAACAACACUGUCGCUGCUCUGCACAAUACGUGUUCCGAGGCAGUAAACUCAAGACUUGGGCGUGCGGACAAUGUCAGGUUUUUGGAGCACUUUCGAUACACCAUAGUUGCCUCCCAACUUCUCAGUGCACACUCAUAUCUAGGCCAGGCCGUUCAUGGUCAGUCUCGAGAUUCAUCGCUACGAACGCUCAAUGCCCCGCUUCCUGGUUCAUUCACAUUGGCAGGAGCUGGUGUCACGGCAGUACUCGCAUUUGCGUUGGCGUGGCUGAUCCACUGGACGAGAGGCGAUGGCGACUUCGUAGCUGGGAGAGGACGUAGAGCUGUCUUUCUCGCAGUGAUGGGUGUAUUCAUUGUCGUGGGAUAUGCUUAUAUACGCAGGCAAUGGCUUCAGUAUCUUCGACAACAGACACUUGUGGAGAUUUCCGAAUUCGUUGGGACUGCGCACGACUUUGACACGGCUGCAGCAGCGGCAUUGACACUUGUUCAAGAGGUUGAGCUAGUCUCUCGGGGGUAUAGAAUAAGCACUCCUUUACCCCCGAUCAGUAGACUAGAGGAUAGGAGUCAGACGAGAAGAUGUGCACGACUGAGAAAGGCAUUGCGCCUCUGCUUGGCUGAUGUAAUCCCAAGAUACAAUCAAGCUUGUAUCGUCCUGAAGCCAUUUUCCGAAGAAAUGGAUCUUGAAAAAUACUUUGAUAUCUACGAUGUCAGCGACACGGAUUUCUCGGAGGCUAUGUUAGGAUACUCUGAGACCGAAUUUGAUGACAUCGAGUCCGUCCGGGUGCUGAAGAUAUUGGCAGCCAGGUUUCACACGGCCAGGAAGAUAUUUUUGUGUUGUCUUAUGGCCUUAGAUGCACACGGAGGAAAGCCGGAUUUUCUGCGAUGGAGUAACGCAGUUGAUGAGAUCCGUAUAGUCAGUACCGUUACGAAUGAGGCUGAACUCCGACUCCGUGAAAUUCUUACUGAAGAAGAGAGCUUCCCAGUCCCACCAACACCAAAGCUUCCACUGACUCCAGGGCGCGAGCGAUGGCGAGCCCAGCUGCGGAAACUAAACUCCUUGUCCUCUGGAAUCCGAGGACUCCAAGCAAAAUUGCAUGUACUCCGUGAAGAGUCCGACAAGAAUCUCAAUGAAACAGAGGACAUAUCUGAACUCGGGACGAAUUUGAUGAUCCAAUACGAUUCGAUCGGAGUCGACUUGAAAGCGCUCAUGCAGGAAUGGGAGGACGGAAAGGCCGCCUUGACAUCUAAUAUAGAUCGAAAUGGACGACGUCUUUCUUCCAUGAGCGGAAUACUAUCGCCGACAACGUCGUUGGGCGGCCUUACGGCUGUCGAGGAGGGUGGUGCCGCAGAAGCACUCAAGUUACUCAAUGGCGAGCCACGAUCUCGUUCAAGUAUGGAUUUUAGCUCAUCUGAUGCCGAAGAGGUUUUCGAGGCAGUGGCUAUCCCGAGGCAACGGAGCACGCUGACCCGGCAAGAGCGUAUUUCCAAAAUGAAGGAGGAAAGGGUGAAAAAAGAUUCGAUGAAAUCUAGAGCGGAAGCCAAUACUCACAUGCUGAGGGAGUUGGAGUCGGUAAUAAAUAUGAGGCCUCGGGGAAGGACAACACCGGCAGGGCGGAUAACGUCGAUAUGAUUACGUUUAAUGAUUUCAAUGAUAUGGAUGGAUCUGCAUUUAGCCAAAGCGUCGUCGUAAAGCAUACAGAGAUGCUCAUGUUUACCGGAUCCUGCCUCUUUCCAUGUGUCGUGGCUUAGCAUAAGAUAUCCGGGCUAUAAUGAUGGCAGGUUUCGCUAUAAUGGUAGACUUAGUUUGCAAUGUCCCCAAUGUUAUGUGAAGGAAAG
Messenger RNA from Hyaloscypha bicolor E, 2302 nucleotides. RefSeq lists its product as uncharacterized. Gene Ontology annotation, molecular function: myosin binding. Lineage: Eukaryota; Fungi; Ascomycota; Leotiomycetes; Helotiales; Hyaloscyphaceae. The coding region runs from base 267 to 2096 and encodes 609 amino acids. Gene Ontology annotation, biological process: cell-cell adhesion. Gene Ontology annotation, cellular component: plasma membrane. The record is from RefSeq and is a predicted model, not a curated record. The transcript is spliced from 5 exons.